This is a messenger RNA of Cetraspora pellucida, 1492 nucleotides long. NCBI's taxonomy places the organism in Eukaryota, Fungi, Glomeromycota, Glomeromycetes, Diversisporales, Gigasporaceae. The record is from the annotation of a GenBank genome assembly.
AAAAGAUGCUGAAAAGAUGACCUUUGACGAAUUUAUUGAUAGGGAAGCAGAUACAGCGGAUUUAAAUAAAAUGUUUAAAGAUUUUGAGAAAUCUUGGAAUAAUGUUAUCGAUAAAGUUGAUAGAUACCAAUGUCAUGAAUUGAAUGAAAAACCAGGAAUGAGUCGUAAUAUGCCUAUUAUUAUGGGACUAAUAGAAGAAAGAGAUUCUAGUAUUUACCUCUGUGCUGUUUUAGAAUAUUUGAUUGGAUUACAAAACAAUUUCUUGCGAGAUGUUAUGACUAUUCCCCCUGGCUCUUGUAAAGCGCUUAGGUUUUUAGAACAAACGUCAUUUGACACAGAAGAGGGAACUUCUGCUCCAACUUCAACUAAUCAAUAUUCCAUUCGCUCAUUAAUACUUAAUCAAGCUCAUUUUGAUAAUAUUAUUAAAUAUGAUCAAGAAGAAUUUAGUGGAAUUCUUAGGUUCAGCCAAAGAAAUUUAGGAGUUGGACGUGGUCUUGACGUUAUUUAUGAUCUACAAAAAAUAGAAGUUGAACUUGCACGGCAACUUGUAUUUGAAAAGGUUUAUAUAGAUACAGUAGGCGAAACUUCAUUAUACAUGCAACCUUUUUCAUAUCAUAUGGAACUAAUUCAAGUAUCUACUCGUAUUCUUGGAGAUAUACAAAAUCUAAUUGCACAAGAACCUAUUCCAACUGAACUAGCAGAAUUAUUGACAGGAUCUCCAGCAAACAUGUUAUCUUUCCAACCAAACAGUAUGGAUACAUCAUUUGAUAAUCCGUCAGAAAUUCUUUCAUCCUUGGAAAUUCUGCUUUGCUUUAUUAAAAGGACACCCGGCGGCAAUGGUGAAAGUUUUAUAAAAGAAUAUGUAAAUCAAUGGGCAACACUUUCUGGACUUAACGAAAACCAUGAAUUUCGCAGUUUGCUAAAUAAACCUCUGAGACUUAAGCACUUAAUUUCCUUAUAUGAAUUAAUAGAGGGACAAGUAGCGAAUUUAACAAUUGAAUAUACUCAUGACAAAUACAAAGAAGAGCUUACGCCUAAACAACGAGGCGAGAUAGACAAUGUUAUAGAGUUUGAAAUCAAACAACCUGCAACAAUUGUUGAUGGAAAAAUAAUGAAAUUCUCUGCUGAAGCUUUUGCUACAGCUCUAAGAAGAUUUAUUUAUAGAUUUUUACAAGGCGAAAAACAAAAAGAGACUGACCCUCUUAAUAUUUAUGUUUGCGAACCAUCACUACACUUUUGGCCACCCAUAAUUUCUGAAACAGAAAACCUUGAUGAAUUAUUUCCAGAAAGUUUGUUAGUUAAUCAAGCAUUUGAAGCCUAUAAAUAUGUUACUGAUCAGAUUGAGUAUCAUAAGCAAAUGGCAUCCUUACGAGAACAACAAAUACAAAACAAACUAAACAAUCCAGAGGCUACAAGGUUGCCCCCAACUAUUCCGGAUUCUUCUCGACAGGGACAAAGGAGAAGGCCGAGGAGAUAUAACGAUGUACUUUAA